UGUGCAGCAGGUAAACAAACAGGAGAGCGGUGGAAGCGAGCAGCGGCGGCUCUUUGCUGGCUCGGGGCUCCUUCGGGGAAGUUUUAUAUUGUUUAUAUCCGCUUUUUUUUUAUGAAAGGAAAAUUAAUACCUUGUUUCCUAGAAACUUUUAAUACUUUCAUACGCUCGUUUUUUGAAUUUUUCUUACAACUCGCUGGCAUGGAUUGGCUGUAGCUUGCUAGCUUGGAAAAACUGGAUUUUUUUCCCCUCUCCCCCCUCUCUCUCCUGCUUUCGACAAAGGCUGCCGAUGACCCAGCGAAGACACCAGACGAGAUAAUAAUCAUUAUUCGACUUACGAUUAUCAUUUGUUUUUUUUAAGUAAAAUUCAGUUUAGGGUUAUUUAAAAAAAAAAACACGCGAGCUGUCGUCGUCGCUGUCCGCGGAGCUAACGUUAAACCCUGAAGGCAGCAGCUAACAUCAGCCUCGGGGGAGAAUGACGGAGGUUCAGCUGAUCAAUAUCCAACGGUUACUGGAAGCUGCGGAAUAUCUAGAGAGGAAAGAACGAGAGUGUGAACACGGGUAUGCCUCCACGUUUCCGUCAAACGAGGACACGAACUACCAGAGGCAAAGGAAAUUCCGGAAUAAGAAGUUUAGCAGUAACCACAAUCGGUCGACACACAAUGAACUGGAGAAGAAUAGACGAGCUCACCUGCGGCUGUGUCUGGAGCGGUUGAAGUCCCUCAUACCUCUGGGACCUGACUGCAACCGCCACACCACCCUGGGCCUGCUCAACAAGGCCAAAUCACACAUAAAGAAACUUGAAGAUGCGGAUAGGAAGAGCCAGUAUCAGCUGGAGUCUCUGGAGCGUGAGCAGAGGCACCUCCACCGUCAGCUUGAGCUGCUGAGGGGGGGCAGCGGUGCUGUAGCCCAGAGUAGCCCAGGGGAGGGCGAGAGGAUACGUAUGGACAGCGUGGGCUCCACCCUCUGUUCCGACCGCUCGGACUCUGACCAAGAGGAGAUCGAGGUGGACGUGGAAAGCACAGAGUUCUCCCAUGGAGAGCUGGACAGUGUGAGCACGGCCAGCACCAGCGACCUGGACGACCACAGCAGCCUGCAGAGCAUGGCCAGCGACGAGGGCUACUCCUCCUGCAGUGUCAAACUUGCCUUCUCCUCCUAGAGCCCCCCAGCACCAGUACGCCCACCACCAUCGCCGCCACCCCCCCUGCCAAACCCAGCCGCCCUCCCAUCUGUUUAUCCACACAGCAAUGCCUACAUGCAUACACCCGUUCACCUCAGACGACACCCAGGGUCCCAGCUAAUGUCUGAGCAGCACCCCCCCCCCCCCCCCCCCCCCCUUCGCCUGCUCCCAGCAUUUUAGUUGCCCUCCCUGCCAGGGACCCAUAUGAUGUGAGACUGACGACUGGUUCUGGUCUUCUUCUCUUCUUUUAAAGGGAGGUCAGAGACUUGGUUGACGUGAAAAAAAUGAUACAGCAUCGUGAUUUUUAAAACCUUGCAAUUGAAAUGAAUGAUUGAUUUUACUCCUUUUUACUCCAACCCUUAAAAUGUCUGGAUUUUUUCUAAAGAUUCACAAUCGAUCCCCAAUUUGAUUCAAAAUGCACUUAAAUGUAGAGAUAAUUCCAAGUCCCUCCUCCUGUGGGUGUGUGUGUGUGUUUGGAGCUGAUCCUUCGUAUCCCAUCCUGAUGUUGUGGUGUUGGGCCGGGAUAAUCGGGAGCACAUCUAAUCGGGACUUCAAUGAACACUGUGGGUGAACUUUGCCAUAUCAACACAGCUGAAACAACAUCUUUCCAGCCCCUGAUUGAAGCUGGAACACUUGAAUUGGUGCUAUAGUGAGACAAACCAAUGGGAAAGCAGAUCAGAUACACAACCACUAAGCUUUUAAAGCAAACAAAGCAUGUCUGUUAUGAUUGUUUCCAACCAAGUGUGGAGGGAAACAACCCCCCAAAAAUAUAUAUAUGGAGGGAAAAAAUACAUUCCUAUCGAAUGUGGGUGCUCAGUGCAUUUUCAAAGAGUGGAAAUUGUAACUGUGUGUGUGUGUGUGUGUGUGUGUGUGUGUGUGUGUGUGUGUUUGUGUGUGUGUGUGCGCGCGCGCGUGUGUUUUCGUUUAGUUUCUUUCCCCUCGACAAGCAGCUACAACAAGCCAUCCUGCACUUGCCUACUUUAGAGCUGUCCACAGAAACAGCACAAACAAACCAAGAAGUAAAAGAGAGAAAAAGUCCAAACGAAAAAGUCGACAAACUUUGGAAUAGACGCCCAACCUCUUUCCAGCAGUAACAAGCAAUAACUCUUGUAGUAGUUUUUUUUUUUUUUUUGUCCCAUCAGUUUAAAAAACCCUCCCGGUUUCUUUUCCCCUCUCCCUAACGACACGUGUGUGUGUGUGUGACCGUCCAAAAAAACAGAUUUCUAGUUUUUUCUUUGUACAUACAAAUAGCUCAGAUAAAUAAAAGUUUAGAAAAGAGAUUUAAAAAAAAAAAAGGGUAGAGCUCAUGGAUAGACAUGUUGCCUCUGUUGCUGGUUGACCUGUGUUUAUUGUGCUUUUUAGAUUCAGAUUUACGGAAAGAUGUCGUCCUCUACAGAGUGACAGUGGAUGUGGCAUGGACACUAUUUUACUCUGCUCAGUUUUUAUUGAUGAAAACAUUUGAGAGUUACUCGUUUCUGUUGCUUCCCAGAGGAGGAAAGGCGAUUUAUUCUCCAACAAGAUAAAAAAAAACACAAAACAACAAAAACAAAAAAGCGUUGCAGUGAGACGUGUGUUGGAGGAUGUCUGUGUGUCUCUCUCUUAUAAUUUAUUAGACUUUUUUUUCCUUCUUUUUUUUUUCUUCUUGUGUUUGUAUUGUUCAUGAACAGGGGGUUACAAAAUGCUGCAUAUGGCAUUCAUUCCACUGGUGGUCAGGUGUUCUGUGAAACAUCUGAGGUGCAGGGGGGGGGGAGAAAAAAACGGGUUAUAUGAUGAUGUCACUGUUCGCCAUCCCAGCUCCAUUGGUGUUACAGAUUGCACUUCCACCACAGUCCUCCUUACGUUUUUCAGUCCCCGUGAAUCCUCUCAUGUCUGGAAGAGAAAGAAAAACAAACAGCGCCACCGUUUUGAAUAUUUAUUUCUCAAAUCCCUCGAAGAACCCAAGCGACGGGGUGAAAGAAAAGUUAACUUAUUUUACUCCUCCUAUUGAUGAUUAUUCCUCAUUCCUUAUUUUAAGAAAUGUAUAUUUUAUGGGUUAUUGUCGUUAUUAUUAUUAUUCCUUGAUUUUUCUUCAAUUUUUUUUGAGGGGAGGGUCCAGAGGAUGGGAGGGAAUCAGAAGAAAAUGUAGCUGGUUUGUUAUAUAUUCUUUCUUUUUUUUGUUCUUUUUUUUUGAUGGACACUUGAAAUGUAAUUGGUCCCUAAGCUGCUCCUAAUGCUGAGCCCGCCUGUUUAGAGUCGUCAGCCUUGUCCGGAGCCGACUUUCCCACCUCUCCUACGCUAUGCCUGUGACGAUGAAUUCAGAUCAUUAAAAAAAAACAUGGAUAGGCUGAAAAACAAAAAGGGGGGGGGGGGGGGGGGGGGGGCUUCCUCUGCACAAGGCUUAUUUGAUAGCCAAGACUUUUACUGGCAGUUUGAGCCGGUUGCUACACAAUAAACAGGGGUCUAAAACUCCACUUUCCUCUUUCAGGAGGAUUGUAGUCUCUAUUAAACUUGUGUUGUAGUUGAAAAAAAAAUGUGUCUUACAUUUACAAGGCCUCCCACUGAGGAUUUCAAGUGAAAAAGAAAACAAAGAAGAACAAAUCCUUCGCUUUCCUCUGAAGGACGUCAGAGUUUGACAUCAGAGCUCUCUGGUAGAGCCCUGUUGAGGUUGUUGGACAUGGCACUGAAUCAGAAAGUCACCACUGUCGGUGCUCGAUCAUUAAAAUAUACACAAAUGCCAAAACCACCUCAGAACACCUCAGUGUCCUCUCUCUUUAUCUCUUUCUCUCUCUCUCUCUCCGAGGGAAAGUUUGCAUUUAUUCUGCCCCAGUUUAAGUUAUUAACCUUCAUCGUCUCUUCGUUUCUGUUUUUUCUUUUUCAUAUACGCUGGGUUUUUAUGAACCUGCGUUGACGACAGGUAAAAAUGUCCCGUGUUUGGAAAAAAUAAAAUUCACUCCUUUUGCAGAUCGGACACUUGUCUUUUCACCUGCUUGGGGUCCAAAGUGUUUUCUUACAUCAUUGGGACAAAUCUGACAAUGUUGGACAAUGUGUGAAAACGCUCUGGCGCUCAUUGUAUUGUCUCUUGAGGCAAAUUAUUCUGCUCUUGUAUUCUAAAACGGGAUGAAAACGAAUUUUAAGACAGAAGCCAGGUCUGUGCUCUCUCAUGUGUGAGUGUUCAGUGUAUGUGUGUGUGUGUGAGGGAGUGUGUGUGUGUGUGUGUGUGUAGAAAGGCACCUGGUCCAGGACUCGUCUGCACUGAUCUUAGUUUCCUUGCUGCUGCUCAGCACAUAUCAGACUCCGGGACCAGUCUGUCCAGUGUGAGAAAUAAUAAGUGGUGGUGGAGGCUCCAUCACAUAAACUGCAGGUGUGGUUUUGCAUUGAAAGUGAAAGGAACUGUUAAGGUCAGAGCAGACUGGUCCAGGGUCAGUCCAGGUUACUGGAGUUUCUGGCUACGCUGCAAAUUCAAAAAACAAAUGUCAUAUCUACAUAAGCUGUUGAUCACAAAGCUAUAUUUUUACCUCUUUGUUUUAGGCUAAGGUUUAGACCCACAGUCCUGACUGUGCUUCAGGUUGGUGAAUGAGUUGACUUGACUAAAAGUGAACCAGCACAGCAAAGUGGAAGCUGUAUGAAACCACUUUCCGUUCUGGUGUCGGUCCCUCAGGAGGUCGACCCUGAGCAAACGGGUCCACGAGGUCAAGUUGAGCCAAACCAAACGAGCAGGAGUCCUGUUGUUCUGAACCUGUGGCCAUCCUUUGUAAAUCAUGCACUCUGAUAAAUGACUCUAGCCGUGUAAGUUGAAGAUGCAAUACUUACAAUAAAAACACCAAGAUUUUCAAACCUGAA
Messenger RNA from Pleuronectes platessa (European plaice), 4996 nucleotides. RefSeq names its product max interactor 1, dimerization protein (gene mxi1). The transcript is spliced from 6 exons. NCBI's taxonomy places the organism in Eukaryota, Metazoa, Chordata, Actinopteri, Pleuronectiformes, Pleuronectidae. Gene Ontology annotation, molecular function: protein dimerization activity; DNA-binding transcription factor activity, RNA polymerase II-specific; RNA polymerase II cis-regulatory region sequence-specific DNA binding. Gene Ontology annotation, biological process: regulation of transcription by RNA polymerase II. The record is from RefSeq and is a predicted model, not a curated record. The coding region runs from base 473 to 1156 and encodes 227 amino acids.